Rhopalosiphum maidis (corn leaf aphid) is the source of this 3285-nucleotide messenger RNA. Its product is annotated as ubiquitin carboxyl-terminal hydrolase 48-like. NCBI's taxonomy places the organism in Eukaryota, Metazoa, Arthropoda, Insecta, Hemiptera, Aphididae. Gene Ontology annotation, molecular function: cysteine-type endopeptidase activity; cysteine-type deubiquitinase activity. The transcript is spliced from 2 exons. The coding region runs from base 1 to 3285 and encodes 1094 amino acids. Gene Ontology annotation, cellular component: cytosol; nucleus. Gene Ontology annotation, biological process: protein deubiquitination. The record is from RefSeq and is a predicted model, not a curated record.
AUGGCUAUUUUUAAAAUGCGUUCUAAUAGGAAGAAUCAAGAGAAAAAGAAGCAGUGGCUAUGGGCUGAAGAUACACAUCCUGAUAACAUCAACGAUAGUCAUAUUAGUAAAGCGUUUUUUUUAGAACUUCGCAAAUGUAAACCUUUAUCUAACCAUCGAGCUUGUAGCAGCAAUCCCUUUUGUUUAUCCACACUAGGUGAACAACAUUGGCUUCAAAAUAAAGUCUCUCUACUUGAAGAUCUAGAACUAAAAUAUAGAGAAACAAAAGCUUUCUGUGGUCUAAAAAAUUUAGGAGCAACCUGUUAUAUUAACAGUUUGCUUCAGUUAUGGUUCCACAAUAUUAACAUUAGAAAUGCCAUAUUAAAUUGGAAUCCUAUGGAAGAUGAGACUGAAAUACUACAUAACCCAACUCUUUCCAUUGAAAACGGAUAUGAGCCCGUAACUUGUGUUGGUCAAUUGCAAUUAAUAUUUGCAUUAAUGCAAUUUGGUAAACAAAAAACAAUAAAUCCAGAAGCGUUCAUCUUAUCUUUAAAAAUAGAUACAAGCAUAGAACAAGAUGCAGAAGAGUUUUCUAAUUUACUAUUAACAACACUGGAAAAAAAAUUUGAAAAACAAACAAACUCAUCUGUUAGAGAAAUGGUAAAAAAUAAUUUUCGAGGUGAAUAUCAAAGUGUAAUUACAUGCUUGACAUGUAAAACUGAAUCUAAAAGUUGUUCGACAUUUAGGGAUCUAAGCUUAAACAUUGAAGGUCAACAAACUUUAAACAACAGCUUGAAAGAUUAUUUAAAAGAAGAAGUUCUUGCUGGGGAUGAUCAAUACUAUUGCAAUAAGUGUAAAGGAAAACAAAAUGCUGUGCGUCAAAUGUGUUUGACUGCAUUACCUUCAGUAUUAAAUUUUCAACUAAUGCGGUUUGUCUAUGAUCGAGAAUCAAUGCAGAAAACAAAACUAAACACUAUGAUAAAAUUCCCACAAACAUUAGACAUGGCUCAAUAUUUAAACUUACCUAAAAAACAAAAUGCAACUUCAAGAAAAAAUUAUAAGUACAACUUAUAUGCGGUACUUAUCCAUAAAGGUUCCAGUGCUAAUUGUGGUCACUAUGUUGCCCAGAUCAAAGAAAACACUACACAACAAUGGUAUCAAUUCAAUGAUGAUCAAGUGGAUAAGCUCACAAUUAAAGGUUUAAAUUUAUGUACCAAUGAUGAAUUAAAAAAAUUUAAAUCAAUGAAAAAUAUCAAAAAUCCCAAUAAAGAAUUUCAAUCUACUGAUGCUUACAUGUUAGUUUACAUAAAAGAUUUACAGGCUAAAAAAACAAAAACUAAAUCGAUUGUCUGCAAGUUAUCACCAAGAUUAACUCAGUUGGUAAACACUUGUAAUCAUAAUUUUGAAAAUAAAAUAUUAGACUGCAAUCGAAGUAAAAUAUUUGUGGAACAAAUGUUGAAUUUAAUCAACGAAAUAAAAAAUGGCUAUAAAAAUGAAAAUUUUGAUAUUAUUUCUCUGGAGUGGUUGAAAUAUUUGUUGAAAGUGAACCCAAAUGAGAUUGUUAAGAAAAUAGACAACAACACAAUAUUGUGUAAACAUAACUUACUGGAUCCCGAUAAGGUACAUCAAGCCAAAUAUAUAGGAUCAGACUUGGCAGAUAAACUGUAUGAUAUGUUUCAAGGUGGUCCAAGAUUGAAGUUAAUGUCGUCAUUAUGUAAAGUGUGUGUUAGAAAUAAAUGUGCUUUAUUGUAUACAAAAACUUUAACUAUUAAACAAAAUGAAUCUAUUACUACAAUUUUACGAAAUUGGUCCCAAACUAACCAUACAAAUAGUGAAGAUAGUGAAACAAGUUACUGGGUAAGCAAUGAAACAAUUAAAUGCUGGCAGCGCAAAUAUUUUGAGUCAUUUCAAACAUUUCUCAAUACCAAUGACGUACUUCCAAAUACAACAUUGCCAAUUAAUUAUGAAACAUUAAGUGAACCAGGCAGCAGUUUAUGCAAAAAAAUAAUAGUUAAUGAAGAUAUAAAACAGAAAAAUGGUAAUAUGACCAUCAAUGCAGAAAAUAUUAUUAAACUUGAAUGCAAUAAUAAUACUUAUGGAGAGUCAAACACAGAAGUCGAGUCUAAAGACAAUGUAUUUCCAUAUGAGGAAAGUUUUAAUGAAAUAUAUAAUAACUAUUGCUACUGUUAUUUUCAAAACAUUGAACACAUGCAAUGGAAAUUUAAUAAUGACAUUAUGUGCAGACAUGGAAACAUGUCAAUUGGAGAACAUUCAAAGAUAUUGGUGCCAAAAAAAGUAAUAGAUUUAUUUCAAAUCUACUUUCCAAAAGCAUCAUUGUUUGAUAAAACUACUGUACCAUGUUACAUGUGUAGGAGUGUACAUAUUCGGCUUUUACUAUGCAAGUAUACGCAUUUAAGUCUGGCCAAGUUAGAAAAUUACUUUUUAAAUGAUUUACUGUGGAAUAAUAACAGAAAUGUUUUUUCAAAAGAACCUUCCCCAUAUGCAUGCAUUUCUGCUGAAUUUUUGGAAACUUUCCGAACCUUUGUCAGAUCUCCAUUAGAAGUACCAAUCCCUAAAUGUAUCAUGAAUGAAGUACUGCUUUGCAAUGAUCACAAAAAAUUGAUUUACCAUCCAACGAUGAGUUUGAUUCCAACACAAUAUGAAUAUAACAAAUUGGUGCUUAUAACAAAAAAAGAAUGGAAAUGGCUUAUACAUUGUUAUGCAGCUGAUUAUGGAAUAUUUGUAUACUUUGAUGCUCAACGCAAAUUUACAAUAUCAAAACCAGAAAUAUGUGAAACAUGUCGUCAGAAAAAACUCUUAGAAGAUAAAAUGAAUAAAUUAGAAUACAGUAAUAUAGAAAUAUUCAUUGAAGUGGACAAUAUUGACGAUCAGAAUGGAAACUGUUUGAAGAAAUUCAAACGAGACACUACUGUAUCUGCGAAUAGUGCUUAUGGUUCGAAUAUAGCUUCUACUUCAAUGAAUAAUAACAAUAAAAUAUCUCGGAAUGAAUUCAGAAGGAGUAAACGAAAACGAAAGCCCAAGGUUGAGUCAGUCAUGAUUUCUUUGAAUGAUACGGUGUUUGAUCUCAAAUUAAAGAUUAUGAAAGUAUUUAAUGUUCUUCCUAUAAAUCAAUGUUUAAAAACUAUAGAGGGAGUAGAGUUGCAGAACAAUAAAGCAACUAUGAGAGACUUUAAUAUCCUUCCUCAGUCAGUAAUACUAGCCCAAUUUAAUGAAGAAAAAAUACAUAAGUCAGAAGUUGCUACAGAACAAGAGACUGGUUUUAAAGGUACUGAGCUCAUGCAUUAA